Molecule: messenger RNA, 4500 nt
Organism: Parathielavia appendiculata
Lineage: Eukaryota; Fungi; Ascomycota; Sordariomycetes; Sordariales; Chaetomiaceae
Exons: 1
Coding region: 141-4259 (1372 amino acids)
Biological process (GO): positive regulation of macroautophagy; positive regulation of TORC1 signaling
Cellular component (GO): vacuolar membrane; cytosol; GATOR2 complex
Molecular function (GO): protein binding
Source: RefSeq, a predicted model, not a curated record
UGGAACUCACAUCAUCUCUAAGGUACUCAACAACAAAACAGUGAACAGCGUCCGCCUGCGCGCGCAUUCCCAUAUUUGGCGAUGGUGUGAUAGAAUGCCGCCAUAAGCUGGAGGAAACAGAACGCCAGCAAAACGAUGCCAUGAAUAGCAUCGGCAUCAGCCACCAGGGCAGCAUCAUGCGCAGGCUGCUGGGCAACCGAACGGCACCCGACUCGGCCCACGACACAGGAGCCUCCGCAUCCGUCACCAGCUCGCCGCUUGCGCCCCAUUACCGCCCGACUGCAUCGCAGGAUGUCAUCUACACCGCCAGUGUUCCCAUAACAUGCCUGGACAGUUCUCCUGAUGGCCGUUCUGCCGUGCUAGCCGGCCGCCACGUGCUCAAGACGGUCGUCUUUGAUGGCCUCACAGUCAAGGACGGCAUCGACCUGCGCGCCCUGCUCAUCGCCCAGCCAUCGCAGCGCAACAGCAUCCCAGUCUCGGUCGCCGACCAGCUCUCCAUCAAGGCUGUGAGAUGGGGACAGCCGCAGGGCAAGCAAGCCCUCUUCACGGCCGGCACCAGCGGCAAGAUCUUCCAGUACGACCUGGUGCGUGCCGGGUCCACAGCCCUUGGCUCGCCGGUCGACUGUGUCCAGAUCCGGGAAGACUCACGCCAGGUCAACGCGCUCGACCUCAACCCGCACCGGAACUCGUGGCUCCUGUCGGGCAGCCAGGACGGCAUCGUGCGCUGCUUCGAUGUCCGACAGCCCACCCAGACCCGCGCCGGCGCCACCUUCCGCUCCAUCCAGGCCUUCAAGUGCAACGCCGACGGCGUGCGCCAUGUACAGUGGAACCCCAAGGAUGGUUUCAUCUUUGCCUGCGGUACCGAGCAGGGUUUCGUGUCCAAGUGGGACAUGCGCAAGCCCAGCGCGCCAAUCCUGCGCAUCAACGCCCACGAGAAAACGUGUACCGCCAUGGCUUGGCACCUGGACGGCGUCCAUCUCGUCAGCGCGGGGCUCGACAGCAAAUGCAACAUCUGGGACUUGUCCAAGCAGGACAAGCGCCAGAAGCCGAAGUGGACCCUCUCGAUCCCGGCCCCUGCCGGCACGCUUGCCUGGCGUCCCGGUCAGUGGUCUGCCACGGCCCAGGGGAAACGGGCCUCGCAGCUCGCCGUGUCAUACGACGAGAGCGGCCAGAGGCGCUACGGAAUGAACAUGGUACACAUUUGGGACCUUGCACGGCCCACCAUGCCCUACAAGGAGAUCCAGCGGUUUGACACGUCGCCCAGCGCCAUGCUCUGGCACGACCAGUACCUCCUGUGGACGGCGGGGCAGGACGGCGUCUUCAGCCAAUGCGACGUCUCGUUCGCACCAAAGGUCAUUGACCGCCAGGCUGUGUCGACCAUGGCCUUCUCCCCCCGGGGUGACGUGCUCAUGCUGCUGGACGAGCGAGCCCCGCCACGUCGGCCGCGGCCACACAUUUUGCACCACGACGCCGUCGCACUGCCGUCUUAUAGCUCGAGCCCCACAACCCCCAAGGUCAGCGUCAGCCGGAGCGAUUCAGAAGACGACGCUAUCGGAAGCUUCAUAGGUCCCAACAGGCGCGGCAGCCGGCGGCGACGCCCUAGCACCCGCUCCACAGCCACACUCAGUACCACACCGCCCGUGGGUCCGGGACUGGAGGACGUCAUGUCGCUCGAGCAAACCAUCAAGGCGACUGGGCCCUAUAGGCCUCAGCAGGCCAUGGCCGUUGGUCACGUUCCCGCCGCUGCCAACGUAGACGUGUACGGAUACCUGGCCGUGAACUACCUCGAAGCGCUGCACAGGGACCUCCCUUAUUCACCCGGUGCUGGCCCCCUGCCGAAUCGGAUUGCUACGAUUCUUGAGCACUACGCCAGGGCUACCGCAAAUGUGCGGCAAUUUCGGCUCGCGCAAACCUGGCGCAUCCUUGCGUAUGCCGUCGAGAUGCUGCUUCAUCGGCGGGCCCAGUAUCACCUUGACCGCCGGAUGGACCGCCACCACUUCUCGGCCAGGAGGAAGAGCGAGGCCAAGGCCAAAGGGAAGGCAAAGGCCCUAGCGGGGCUGUUUGCAGCGCCGACGCCGUCGGUACUCGACGGGGAGGAAACGCCGCGCAAGGUUUCGUCGCUUGCAAGUUUUGACAGAAGCCUGCACCCAAGGUCACUCCUCUCUGAGGAGCUCGAGAGCACCUCCAACGUUCCCACGCCAGUUGCUCGGCCAGUGUCGGACGACCCGGGCGUGACAUGUUCGGCUGAGAGAGAACAGGGUAGGAAGCUCACUCCCAUCGUUGAACCGGAGAGCUUCACUCUCCCCCCCGCGGUGCAUCCCCCUUCACUGGUCACGCGCAAGCGCCUCGAUUCGGUACCGCUCUCGGUUGCGAGCCACGACAGCGGACUUACCCAUGCUAGCACGGAGGGAUACGACUUCUACGACACUGAAGCAAUGGGCAGGGCAAUCGACGUCCCCAGCCCAAGAUCCACUUCGAUUCGGGUGCACGAUUACCAGGCCACGGGGUCCCCGAGUACGCGGAGAAAACCCGUGAUGAGACAAAACUCUGAUGACAGCUAUGUCCACCUCUUUUCUACCUCGGACGAGAGUCGUCGGCGAGCCACAGGUCUGGACACGUCUUCCGACGGCAGCUUGACUGGCCAGGCUGCAAGGGCGGCUAUUCUUGCCGAGCUUCGAAGCGGCAAUGAAGAAGAGUUCGACAGCCGCGUAAGGGGCCAGGCACUCAACAAGUCGUCGCCAGAACGCAAUCAUGUCCCGUCCAAUCGCACGAUGCUCGCCAGAACCGAGACGGAUAUGACGGCAUUUACCGAUGAGCAUCACGCCAUCACGCAAACCACAACCGACAGCUUCGAAUCGGGCUUUCCAUCACAAACCGAUGCCGACUUUGCGGUCGAGUCGCCGUUAAAGCAGCCACCCUCUCCUGAAUCUCCCAUCUCCCUUGGCAACGACCAAUCACCCUUCAUUGUCGAGACGGACUACCUCUGCUGGUCUGACGACCUGCCAUACCCCUACCCGAUCGAUCCGUCCUCGGGCUUUUCCGUCGUCUCAUCCACCCCUCUCCAACCCUACGCCCUCAUAGCUCGCGCGCUCGCCUUCGAAGCCAAGUCCUCAGCUCUCAACGCCUCAGCCAUCAUCCUCCUACUCAAACCGCUCCUCCCAGACGAGGUCAUCGACUACAACCAAGCCGCCGCCAUCCUCCGCCAGCACCACGCCCGGCUGAUGAGCAUGAAGCUCUUUGCUGAGGCCGCCCUCCUCCGCAAGCUCUGCAUGAAGGGCUGGCCCGGCGGCGCCCUCCUCUCCUGGGGCGAGAACUACCCGGCCAUCUUCUCCCCGGCGCACGAGGGCGUCCAGGCGAGCCUUGUCUGCACCGCCUGUCACAAGCCGCGCGACGUGGGCCGCUCGGCCGCGUCAACCGACUCGGUCUGGCAUUGCGAGCGGUGCAAGGCGGUCAUGGCACCGUGUGCGGUCUGUGGGGAGCGCGAUACCGCGCCGACCAUUCCUACGUCUAUGAUCACAGCUGGAGGAGGAGAAGAAAACACCACCAGAGAACCGGUCUUGACGACGUGGUGGUACUGUCCCGGCUGCGGCCACGGAGGCCACUCGUCCUGUCUGGCAGCGUGGCAUGCCGCGCUCGAACAAUCGCCCAGCGGCGGCGGCGAGUAUCCUCGUCAUCAUCAUCCCCUGGAGGAUGCCCCCGGCGCCGCCGAGUCGAGCGACGGGUGUUGUCCGCUGGAUGGGUGCGGCCACGUGUGCUUGCCGAGCAAGGAGAAUCAUGGGAUGAUGCUCCGGACGGAGGAGGUCAGUCGCGUCGUGAGGGAGGCGACGAGGGCGGUGGCUAAGGCGACGGUUGCUGCGGCCGCUGCGGCGGCCGCUGUCGCUGCUGAGGGGAGGGGCGCUGAGAAUGCUACCGAGGUCGGCGGGACUGGAGCGGGCCACGACGGGUUUCCGAGGCAUGUUGGGGAGGAACAUCAUCAGCAGCAGCAAAGUGAUUUUGGUGGUGUUGGUGGUGGAGGGGUUGUAAUGGUUGGAAACUUCGGGAAGCAUGGCGGUGGUCACGGUGCCGCUGUCAGGAGUGACGGUAAUGAUAUCCCUCAGAGCAGGGCGGUCGAGACGGUCAGGGAGACGUUGGCCGGGUCGGGAAGUUCGGCAAGGGCGGGGACGGGGAUACUCAGCUCGAGUCCCGGUCGGGGCGGGAUUGGGGCCGAGAGGGAAAGGCGGAAGAGCGUCAAGUUUGUGGCGACUGACGAGAGGCGGUGAUGUGUCACGUAUUGGGCAGCCUCUGCUGAGGGUCAGGUGUCUUCCUUGGGCUGUGGCCGGGUGGUGUUCGUCGUAUACCUGCUUUUUUGGUGUCUGCUUCGCGUUCAAUGUGUUCUUGCAGAAGUUUGAGGCAGUCUCGAAGGGCCCUAUUCCGGAUGGGGUUCUAAACCACUGAGAUUUCACAGCCCAAGCUAGAGUCUCGUUGUUCAUCAUGAACCUUGACCGUCAAACCGUCUUGCAU